AUGUCCCCCAGCCACCUCGCCACAGCUCUUCCCGGCCGUGUGACUAACCUCGCAGUGCCCGCCGUACCCCCUACCACCCUCCGCCUCAACUCCAACAAGGAGAACGCUCCAGCAGGCCCCACUGCCGUCUCCUCACCCUCGCGCCCCGCUCUCGGCGGCCUGGGCAUCGGCAAGCCCCACACCCGCAAGCCCUACGCCCGUACCGUGAGCCGCAAGUCCUCGUCCAAGGCCAAGGCCAAGGUCGCAGCCGCCAGCUCCAAGCUCAAGACUAAGAAGAACCAGGCCAGGAGCAAGAGUGUCACUCCCGUCCCCACCACUCCACCUGCGCUGGCCCCGGAGGACAUGGUCGAGGAUGUCGAGGACGAGCCCCCCGCUUCACCGCCCCCCUCUGCCAUCCUGGACAUCACCAACCUCAACAUCACCGACGGCCGUGUCACCGUCAAGGUCCCGCUCAAGAUGUCGCGUCCUGACGCACCGCCUAUUGGCCACUUGGAGCUUGCGUCUGAGCUUGUUCCUGCCGCAUACAUUCGCCACACGCUCAGGCCCACCAUGCACAAGCUCUACAUUGCUGCGUCUUUGUACCGUCCCUACCCCUCCGUCGACUCUCCCGAUGUGUACAACCUCCCCAGCAUCACUGUCGGCGCUGCCGGUGGCGGGCCCCGCAAGUCGUUUGCCUGGGGCGUCCCCGCCGUGGUUGAGGGUCGCGACACCAAUGAGGCCGUCGCCGACGCUGUCUACGGUUUUGAGCCCGACAUGUGCCUCGCCAUUCGCAAGCGUGGUGACGACACCGCACCCUUCCAGCUCUACGCCAUCAACCACCUCGUCUACUCUGCUUUCUGCGCCCACUUCCCCCGCCUCCCCAUCACCCAGGCUGUCGACGCGAACGAGUACGACAGCGCAAGCGACAGCGACUUCAGCGAGUGCAGUGACCUGAGCGAGAUCAGCGAGGAGGACAUCGACGGCCUGUGCUCUGAGUCUGAGAGCGAGGACGAGGUCGUCAUCCAGGAUCCACAGGAGGAGGCAUCGUGCGCCUCGCGCAUCUCCCUCAUCUCGGCCACGUCGUCGACUAGCUCAGUCACCUCCGCCACUUCCUCCCUCUCCUCGCUCUCGACCGCGUCGCGCUUUGCCGCCCUCGACACUGGAAAGUACCGCCACCUGCCCGUGGUCGGCCUCGAGAUCCCUUGCCCCGAGACCUUCAAGCUCAUCCACUCCCGCCUGCACUUCCCCGGCAUCAAGUGGCAGGCCGAGCUCUUGGGACUCCAGAUCGACCCCGCGACGGCGAUCGCUGGCGGCGCCUUCUUCCAGCCCAGCGCGGCUGACAUUGAGGCCGCUCUCGAGACCCGUUCCGUCGCAGACCUCUCGCGCCGCGUCCACUUCCUCCACGCUGUGUGGUCCAACAUGGUCGCUCUCGGUGUGGAGGAUGACCAGAUGUGGGACGAGUUGGCCAGUGCAUGGUCGUCGGUGGUUGAGAUCCUUGCGCGCCGUGCUGUCCAGCAGGCCGCAGACGCCGCUGCUUCGGCCCAGGCUGACACCGAGGCCGAGGUCACGGUCAAGGAGGAGGUUGUGGCCUAG
Messenger RNA from Apiotrichum porosum, 1572 nucleotides. RefSeq lists its product as uncharacterized. Bases 1 to 1572 code for a protein of 523 amino acids. NCBI's taxonomy places the organism in Eukaryota, Fungi, Basidiomycota, Tremellomycetes, Trichosporonales, Trichosporonaceae. The transcript is spliced from 2 exons. The record is from RefSeq and is a predicted model, not a curated record.